AUGCCGAGGCCCAAAGCGUUUCUGAAGGCGUCUAAAUCGAAGAAGAAGAACGCUGCCAAGCAGGUACCCGUCACCGCCGACGAUUAUCUCGCAGCGGGCGUCGAGCUCGAGGAAGCAGGCGAGAAAUGGCGAGCCGGAGAUGCAGCCAAAUCGAUGCGCUUUUUUAUGAAGGCAAUUGCCAAUUAUGAUGAAGGGCUGCAAAAGCAUCCGGGUGCCUUUGACUUGGCCUACAAUAAAGCUCGUGUUCAAUAUGAGAUCACUCAGCACCCCAAAUUAGCAGCGCAAUUGCCGGCUCCUCAGGCCGAGCUCCUGGAAGUCGCGCUGCAGUCACACAGAGAUGCUUUGUACCUCGAGCAGGAUAAUGCAGACGCCCUGUUCAACAGCGGGCAGGUGUUGAAUAGUCUCGCCGAGUCAUUGACCGAGUCAAAGCAUCCCAGCGAAGACCAGCUGGUUCAAGCAAGCACCUACUUGCAAGAAGCCGUCGAACUAUUCCAGCGGUGUCUUGCACUGCAAGAAAUGAAGUACACCGAGAUGGAGGAGCAAAUCAUGCAGAUGGAAUCAGGCGAGAUGGAUGCUCCGGAAUCUGUACCCCAACCCGAAUCCGCGGCUCCCCCAGCACAAACCGAAACCGCGGAUGGCGAACCACAAGAGCAAUGGGCGGCGAUCGUCGAACCUGUCACGAAGAAUACCCUGGCAGACUCGGCCAUCGCGCAGUUGGAUACAUUGACAACGCUGUGUAAUUUGCUCACAUUCAAUCCCGGCGCGGGCGGAGUGGGUUGGGUGCAAGAGUACUCCGCAGAACUAAUCGAGACUCGAUUGCCAUCUUAUGUCGACGGGUCUGACAGACAAUAUGAAGCGGCUCUGGCACGAGGAAAAUUCAUUUGUGCACUACAUGAUGUGCUUUAUCGCGGUGGCCAUACUGAUGCCCAGACGUAUCAGCAAGAAGUCAGUCGAGCUUUUGGGCCCGAUCUUGAUCUGUCUGAGGAUCCAGAGGGUCUGUGCAGUAAAGCUGAGGCAUUGACCUCACUCAAUAGCGCUUUCGCAGAGGUGCCCCCCACCGAAGAUGAGGAGAAUGCCAAGGUCUACAAUGCCACGCGUUGGCAGUCGCUAUCAGCUGCACUCGACGCGCUGACCGCGGCUUCGAAAUUGCCCAGCGCCAACAAUCUGCCCAAGAUCCAUCUCGCGCGAGGAGAUGCAGAAUUGUCGCGCUGGCGACUUGGUCGGGCGCCAUGGAAUCACGCCCUGGCGGCACAGUAUGGGCCAACGCUCCUGCGGAAUGCGCAAACCUACUACCGUGGAGCGGCGGCGCUGGCCCGUCGGGAUGGCGACGCAGAAGCGCAACGCGAUGGAACAUGCAAAGAGGCUAUCGCUGCAGCACUGGAAGGUCAAAGAACAAAGCUCGAUCAGAUCAAGACGACAUCCCUUGACCAGCUGAUCGCAGUUGCCCAGGAGAUGGUGGAGGACGGAACGGUGGAGGCUACAGAAAUGAGCGCUCUCAUCUCUUGA
Messenger RNA from Penicillium diatomitis, 1506 nucleotides. RefSeq lists its product as uncharacterized. The record is from RefSeq and is a predicted model, not a curated record. NCBI's taxonomy places the organism in Eukaryota, Fungi, Ascomycota, Eurotiomycetes, Eurotiales, Aspergillaceae. The coding region runs from base 1 to 1506 and encodes 501 amino acids. The transcript has 4 exons. Gene Ontology annotation, molecular function: protein binding.